Molecule: messenger RNA, 8284 nt
Organism: Cuscuta epithymum
Lineage: Eukaryota; Viridiplantae; Streptophyta; Magnoliopsida; Solanales; Convolvulaceae
Source: the annotation of a GenBank genome assembly
UGAUAGAGUAUAUAGACUCGGACCCCCGGGUCUCACGACUAUUGGGCCCGGACAGCGGCCCACAUACGCUCAGUAGAAAGCAUUUAUCUCAUUGUACACUCUAUUUUAUUCAUGUAUAUCCAUUAGAAUAGAUUAGAUACCAUUUAUUAGCCAUUUAUUGGCCUUUUAUUGUAACUGGGCCAGCCAGGCCCAAGCCUGGAAGCCCAGCCCUCUUUUCUCCUAUAAAUACUCCCUAUGGGAGCCAUGUAAAGGAUGGGAUGAUUAAUUGAAAUUCAUUAUACAUAUCACUUUAUCUCUCUAGCUCUCUCUUCUCUCUAGAAUUAAUACUCUAUUAUAUGGUGCUUUCAUUGAGAGCUUAGACAGAUCAAGUGAGAUCCUCCCCAACCAACAAAACUCCACGUGAAUAAACAAAGGGUACACCUCGGCCCAAGUAGAGGCAACAUGUACUCUCGGCCAAAGUGAGGAACUCCCACCACCGGCAGACCAAUGUUCACCUCGGGUAAAACUAAAAGAAAAAGGAAUAGAUACAUAAAGGCACAAAGCUGGUGGGACCCUCGGCUCAUGAUCAUCAUUCAAAUUCCUGCAUGAGGAAAGCAAUGUCUUCGGCCAAGAAUCUCCUCAGCAAACCAAUAAGCAUCCUGCAGCACCUCUUCGGCCAAGUUGGUGAAGCUAGUGGCGUAAAAAAAAAACUGAAGCCACUCAAAUGCUGCAGCACAUCUCAUGUCAGCAGCACACCAUCGGCCAAACAAUUGAGGGAGCUAGGCACCGGCCGGCAUACAACGGCCAGCAUGCAUCGGCCAGCAACAUUCCGGCCACGACGCAUCGGCUGGCCACACCAUCGGCCGGCAUACCCCGGCCAGAACGCCUCGGUCGUGGCUCAUCGGCCAGCAACACAGCGGCCAAGCAAAGCUUCUCAGCUCCCCUCGUCCACAUUGGCCCCUCGGCCAGUGCAGCAAACUCGGUCAAACUCAGACAAGAAAAAGGAAAAAGCUGUCCCACGUCCAGCAGUCCGCCUCGGCCGAAUGGGGCCCUCAUUUUCUUAGCAUGAGGGAUCCUCUUCGGCCUACACGAUUCAAGCGGUGGAACAGCAACAAGGGAGGCAGAGUGGCAGACUACCCCUCGUCUUAGACGGAGGAAUAGCAGUUCCUUCGGCCAAGAUCCAACACUCCGGGACAACAAAGAGGAAGAGCACCUCGUCGGCCGGCACCUCAUCGGCCGGCACCUCAUCGACCGGCACCUCAUCGGCCGGCACCUCAUCGGCCGGUACCUCAUCGGCCGGCACCUCAUCGGCCGGCACCUCAUCGGCCGGCACCUCAUCGGCAGUGCACCAUCGCUAAAAACAAAAAAAAAUAUGGGUCCCAGAAGCUAAGCAUCGGCCAAAAAAGGUCCACCUCGGCAGGCGACGGCAUCUGGCCAGAUAUGAUCGGGAUCACCUCAGCCCCCUUCGGCGUUCUAUCUUGAAGGCCAGAACCCCUUCGGCGCAGUGGGAGCAUCGCCCAUCGGGAAGGCCACCUUCGUCCGAGGUCCCGUCAGUGCAAAAUCAGCUGACCCUCGGCCAUAGGGGGGACCCUCGGCCAUCUCAUCGCCCAUGGCUAUCAGCGGCGGCCAAGAAAGUGAACCACCUGGACCUCGGCGCCCCUGGACGCAGCCUUCCACCUUGACAUCGCGGCGGCCAGUUCAAGGCACUACUUCGGCCCAAUUGCUCCCCUGCGGAUGAAAUUAACGACGGGGCAAGAUUCGGGACCAGUAUUUCAGUUGAAUGGGCCAGUACAAUAUGGGCCAGCUGUUUAAUCUCCAGGGUUGGAUUCCUAAAGUGCAGGCCCAAUCUUAUAUUUCCCUGCUUGAAUUCUAAGCAGGGCAGGCUUCGGCCCAAAUACAAGUAAGUCUCACAAACUUUUCCUCCUAUUUUAUGCAUUAAAUAUGGAGCAAAAUAGUUUUACCACUAUUAAAAAAAAUGUAUAGUUUUACUACUAUUUCCGGAAAAAAUAGUUUUACUACUAUUCCAAAGAAAGAAAAAAAUAGUUUUACUAACUAUUCAAAACAAAAAUAAUAAUAAUAAUAAUAAUAAUAAUAAUAAUAAUAAUUACUACCGUUAUUAUUAUUAUCACCGUUGCUAGCGGAUUAAAAUCUCCAAUUGGUGCGGGCCAAAGCCUUAACCUUCCGAACGUCUUUAUUUGAUGAUUCGGAUUAUAUUUGGGUCCCUUGACCUACCAUGGUCAUCUUUAUUUGAUGACCCGGACAUCUAGAAUGAGAGCCAUCAUCGGCCGUACACAGCAUUAUGCCUAGAAGCGGUACACCUCAUUCCCCUACACGCUCAUUGCGUCAUCCUAAAGCCGUCGCAAUAAACGACGCACCCAAAGCUGUUGCAAUAAACAACGCACUCAAAGCCGUUGCAAUAAACAACGCACCUAAAGCCGUCGCAAUAAACGACGCAUCCAAAGCCGUUGCAAUACACAACGCACCUAAGGCCGUUGCGAUCCACAACGCGCCUACAAAGCCGUUGCAAUAAACAACGCACCUAAAUAUCGUAUCGGCACAAGCGGUGAAACACCCAAAUCGGCCGGCGAUAUGCAGGACGAAGGACCUGUGUGCAUGGUCCAACGUCUUCAAACGGAGAAGCAUACCGCGUCGUCCGCGCGGAAACCGCAGGACGACAGGCCUGAAUUAAGGCUGAGGUUACAAAAACUCCACCCGUCAGUAAAAUUUCGCUCAGGACCACAAAGGGCGGCCGUCAAAAGACGAUGCCUAGUCCGGUCCCUCGUCGCCGAUAGACGUGGAAAGGCAAAAAAGGAUGCCACUGACACACCAAGCCGAGGGCGUAUUUACUCCCUCGCACUAACACACGCGAAAAGCGUAGCGGACAAAAUACCGCACAUGGACGAAGGGACAGUAACCCUUCGGCCAUCCAAAAAAAAAAAAAAAAAAAAAAGAGGGAAGCCGACGGACCGCGCACUUGCCGGUCUCGAGCAAUAAAAAUAAAUAAAUUCCCGAACUUAUUAUUCAUCUCAAGACCGGCUCCCAAUGCCGAAGCUCUUGCUCCAUCAGCUUAUGAACGGCCUCCCCAACGCCGUCAUACUUUUAUAUGACGAUCGGCUCAUCAUCGCCUCGUCAUCAUCCGGAUCGGCUCAUCAUCAUCGCCAUCCGUUCUUCACGAUCGGCCCCUCGGCCACGACGUGAUGCUUUAUCUCAAGACCGGCCUCCUUAGCGCCAAGUGUCUUGAGCUAGCGACCGGGCUCGCCAUUCCCCUCCUGGAUGGCGACCGUCGCUUCCUAUGACGAUCGGCUCAUCAUCGCCUCGUCAUCAUUAUUCGGAUCGGCUCAUCAUCAUCGCCAUCCGCACAUCACGACCUGCCUCCCAGCCUUGGCGUGAUUAUUUCUUCUCAGAGACCGGCUUAUCAUUGCCAAGUGUCCUGAGCUAGCGACAGGGCUCAUCAUCCCUUCCUGGAUGGUGAUCGUCGCCUUUAUAUGACGAUCGGCUCAUCUCCGCCUCGUCAUCAUUAUUCGGAUUGGCUCAUCAUCAUCGCCAUCCGCACAUCACGACCGGCCUCCCAGCCUUGGCGUGAUUAUUUCUUCUCAGAGACCGGCUUCUCAUCGCCAAGUGUCCUGAGCUAGCGACAGGGCUCAUCAUCCCUUCCUGGAUGGUGACCGUCGCCUUUAUAUGACGAUCGGCUCAUCUCCGCCUCGUCAUCAUUAUUCGGAUUGGCUCAUCAUCAUCGCCAUCCGCACAUCACGACCGGCCUCCCAGCCUUGGCGUGAUUAUUUUUCCUCAAGACCGGCUUCUCAUUGCCAAGUGUCUUGAGUUGGCAAUCGGGCUCGCCGUCCCUUCCUGGAUGGCGACCGUUGCCUCUAUAUGACGAUCGGCCUUCACAUCGCCUCGCCAUCAUAUGUUGGACCGGCUCAUUAUCGCCGUCGUCCUUACAUCGCGUCCGGCCUCUCGGCUAAGGCGUGAUACCUUAUCUCAAGACCGGUCUUAGUCAUCCCUUCCCAGAUGGCGACCGUUGCUUGGAUUUUCGGAUCGGCUCAUCAUCAUCGCCAUCUGCAUGUCACGAUCGGCCCCCCCGGCUUCGACGUGAUGAUCUAGCUCAAGACCGGCUCCCUUAGCGCCAAGUGUCUUGAGCUAGCGACUGGGCUUGCUAUUCCCUUCCGGGAUAGCAACCGUCGCCUCUACAUGACGAUCGGCUCAUCUCCGCCUCGUCAUCAUCAUUAUCCGGAUCGGCUCAUCAUCAUCGCCAUCCGCACAUCACGACCGGCCUCCCAGCCUUGGCGUGAUUAUUUCUCCUCAAGACCGGCUUCUCAUUGCCAAGUGUCUUGAGUUGGCAAUCGGGCUCGCCGUCCCUUCCUGGAUGGUGACCGUUGCCUCUACAUGACGAUCGGCUUCAUCAUCGCCUCGUCAUCAUUAUCCGGAUCGGCUCAUCAUCAUCGCCAUCCGCACAUCACGACCGGCCUCCCAGCCUUGGCGUGAUUAUUUCUCCUCAAGACCGGCUUCUCAUUGCCAAGUGUCUUGAGUUGGUAAUCGGGCUCGCCGUCCCUUUCUGGAUGGUGACCGUUGCCUCUACAUGACGAUCGGCUUCAUCAUCGCCUCGUCAUCAUUAUCCGGAUCGGCUCAUCAUCAUCGCCAUCCGCACAUCACGACCGGCCUCCCAGCCUUGGCGUGAUUAUUUCUCUUCAAGACCGGCUUCUCAUUGCCAAGUGUCUUGAGUUGGCAAUCGGGCUCGCCGUCCCUUCCUGGAUGGUGACCGUUGCCUCUAUAUGACGAUCGGCCUUCACAUCGCCUUGUCAUCAUAUGUUGGACCGGCUCAUUAUCGCCGUCGUCCUUACAUCGCGUCCGGCCUCUCGGCUAAGGCGUGAUACCUUAUCUCAAGACCGGUCUUAGUCAUCCCUUCCCGGAUGGCGACCGUUGCUUGGAUCUUCGGAUCGGCUCAUCAUCAUCGCCAUCCGCACAUCACGAUCGGCCCCCCGGCCUCGACGUGAUGAUCUAGCUCAAGACCGGCUCCCUUAGCGCCAAGUGUCUUGAGCUAGCGACUGGGCGUGCUAUUCCCUUCCGGGAUAGCAACCGUCGCCUCUACAUGACGAUCGGCUCAUCUCCGCCUCGUCAUCAUCAUUAUUCGGAUCGGCUCAUCAUCAUCGCCAUCCGCACAUCACGACCGGCCUCCCAGCCUUGGUGUGAUUAUUCCUUCUCAAGACCGGCUUCUCAUCGCCAAGUGUCUUGAGUUGGCAAUCGGGCUCGCCGUCCCUUCCUGGACGGUGACCGUUGCCCCUACAUGACGAUUGGCCUAUCAUUGCCUCGUCAUCAUAUCUCGGACAUGCUCCUCAGCAUCUUCGUCCUCACAUCACGAUCGGGCCCCUCGGCCACGACGUAAUGCUUUAUCUCAAGACCGGCUCCCUUAGCGCCAAGUGUCUUGAUCUAGCGAUUGGGCUUGCUAUUCCCUUCCGGGAUAGCAACCGUCGCCUCUACAUGGCGAUUGGCCUAUCAUUGCCUCGUCAUCAUACAUUGGACCGGCUUAUCAUAGUCGUCAUCCUCGCAUCGCGGCCGGCCUCUCGGCCAAGGCGCGGUACCUUAUAUCAAGACUGGUCUUAGCCAUUCCUUUACUGGGUGGCGACCAUUGCAUGGAUUUUUGGGUCGGCCCCUCAGUGCCGAUCAUGGCAGGCCCUCGGCCUCGACGUGAUCAUAUUCCCCAAGACCGGUCUCAGUCAUUCCUUCAUCGGAUGGCGACCGUUGCUUGGACGUUUGGCUCAGCCUCAUAGUGCUGACGACCUCGCAUCACGAUCGGCCCCCCGGCCUCGACGUGAUGCCCUAUCUCAACACCGGCUUUAUCGGCGCCAAGUGUGUUGAGCUAGCGAUCGGGCUCCCCAUCCCUUCCUGGAUGGUGACCGUCGCCUCUACAUGACGACCGACUCAUCUCUGCCUCGUCAUCAUUAUUCAGAUCGGCUACCCAUUAUCGCCAUCCUUAUAUCACGACCGCCGCCCCGGCCUCGGCGUGAUGAUCUAUCUCAACACCGGCUUCAUCAGCGCCGAGUGUGUUGAGCUAGCGAUCAGGCUCGCCAUCCCUUCCUGGAUGGUGACUAUCGCCCCUACAUGGCGACCGGCUUAUCAUCGCCUCAUCAUUGUUAUUUUGGAUCGGCUCCUUAUCACGGCCGUCCUCACAUCACGAUCGGCCCCUAGGCCACGAUGUGAUGUCCUAUCUCCGAGACCGGCCUCUCAUUGCCGAAUGUCUUGGGUUAGCGAUCGGGCUCGCCAUCCCCUCCUGGAUGGCGACCGUUGCCUCUAUAUGAUGAUCGGCUCAGCAUUGCCUCGUCAUCGUAUCAUCAGACAGGCGUCCCACGCCCCGUCCUCAUAUUCAGAGAGGCGUCCAACGCCUCGUCCUCAUAUUCAGACAGGUGUCCAACGCCUCGUCCUCAUAUUCAGACAGGCGUCCAACGCCUGGUCCGCAUAUAUUCAGACAGGCGCCCAACGCCUCGUCCUCACAUUCAGACAGGCGCCCAACGCCUCGUCCUCAUAUUCAGACAGGCGCCCAGCGCCUCAUCCUCAUAUUCAGACAGGCGUCCAACGCCUCGUCCUCAUGUUCGGAUCUAGCAAACAUCUUGCGGUCUCCGGCUCAGAGACUAAAGGAUCUCAGAUCUCAUCUAUAGGCCCCUCGGCCACAUCUUGCUCUAGCAUCUUUAUUUGAUGACGAAGGGCUCUCAUACAGGCCCAUCGGCCAUAUAUCUUGCUCUGUCAUCUUUAUUUGAUAACGAGAAGCUCAUCUAUAGGCCCUUCGGCCAUAUACCGCUCUGUCAUCUUUAUUUGAUGACGAAGAGCUCAUCUACAGGCCCAUCGGCCAUAUACCGCUCUGUCAUCUUUAUUUGAUGACGAAGAGCUCAUCUACAGGCCCAUCGGCCAUAUAUUAUUCUGUCAUCUUUAUUUGAUGACGAAGAGCUCAUCUACAAUCCCAUCGGCCAUAUAUUAUUCUGUCAUCUUUGUUUGAUGACGAAGAGCUCAUCUACAGGCCCAUCGGCCACAUAUCAUUCUGUCAUCUUUAUUUGAUGACGAGGAACUCAUCUAUAGGCCUCUGAGCCAUAUCUCGCCCCGUCGUCUUUAUUUGACGAUGUGGAGCUCUUAUCCAGGCCCCUCGGCCACACAUCGCCCCUUCGUCUUUAUUUGACGACGUGGAGCUCUCAUAUAUGCCUCUCGGCCACUACUCCCAGUCAUCUUUAUUUGAUGACGUGGAGCUCACAUCGGCCCAUCGGCCUCAUAUUCUGGUCAUCUUUAUUUGAUGAACCAGACAUCAUAUUAUGGACGGUCUCUCGACCCAUCCCUUAGUCAUCUUUAUUUGAUGACUAGGACUACUGAUCAUGACGAGCUACCCACAUCUAUGGAUCGGCCUCUGCCAUCCCCUCGGCAGACGGACACCGCUGCAGCUCCACCUCUAGGCCGAAGGGCUCACACCUUUUGUUUCGUUCUGGGGGCAUCCGAUGUACUCUUUUUCCCUCAUUAGGAUUUUUUCCCACAGGGUUUUUCCUAAUGAGGUUUUUAACGAGGCAUCUCCCCAUUGUGGAUCAAAAGGUGUCAACCCUCGGCCCCCGUUGAAGACAUCAUCAGACAGGCAUUACUUUACUCCUCUUCACCUCAUUACACUCGCCUCAAGGAGUGGGGGACUGGGAGAGCGGGGGACUUAGCGCCUCCACCAUCGAAAAAGCACAAAUUCAAAAUUUUUGCAAGGAUUGCCACACGCACCGACGACAUCAUCAUAUCACAUACAUAUUCAGCUGCCACAUCGGCCAGCACAUAUACAUAGCUCCCCGGUCUCAAGACCGGUGGUGAUGAGGCCUUCGGCUGAGGAUUCUCCCACAGGGUUGCCUCGGCCAGGGCUCGCCAAUGGGAUCGGAUCAUAGGCUUGGGAAUCCAGACGAAGCGCUUCGGCGACGACAGCGGUUUACUCACCAAACGACGACAGAUCAGCACACAGUUCUACUCUCUUUCGCCUCGAGUACUCUCGACUCAGAGAGUGGGGGACUCCUGAUAGAGUAUAUAGACUCGGACCCCCGGGUCUCACGACUAUUGGGCCCGGACAGCGGCCCACAUACGCUCAGUAGAAAGCAUUUAUCUCAUUGUACACUCUAUUUUAUUCAUGUAUAUCCAUUAGAAUAGAUUAGAUACCAUUUAUUAGCCAUUUAUUGGCCUUUUAUUGUAACUGGGCCAGCCAGGCCCAAGCCUGGAAGCCCAGCCCUCUUUUCUCCUAUAAAUACUCCCUAUGGGAGCCAUGUAAAGGAUGGGAUGAUUAAUUGAAAUUCAUUAUACAUAUCAC